AUGUUGGAUACCAUAGUUAAAUUCCAGAGAGCAUUUGAAUUAUUGGAAAUAGAAGAUAGUAAGUACAGAGAUGAGCUUUCUAAUGGGGACAGGUCAAAGGGUUUGCCUACGUUUAGUGAUUGGGAAUAUGCCCGAUACUUGUUACCGUUUCUGAAAAUUUUCUAUGAUGCUACCAUAAUUGUGUUCGGAUCUUUUUAUGUAACUGGUAAUGAGUACAUGCGACAGAUAUAUAGCACUGGGAUGAAGAUUUCAGAAUGGUCUCACAGUCAUGAUCUUAGCUUAAGUUCUAUGGCCGUAAGGAUGAAGGGAAAAUUUGACAAAUAUUGUUCAAAUGUUGAUAAUAUCAACAUAAUGUUAUUCAUUGCGGUUGUUUUAGACCCUAGGGACAAGUUAGAAUGUGUUGACUGGGUGAUUGAUGAGUUUUAUGAUGUUUUUACUGCUGAUAAGUUAAAGAAAAAAGUGAUGGAAAUUUUGUUGUCUUUAUUUAACCAUUACAAUUUGUGUAAGGUGGCUGGGGCUCUUACUACGCAGUCAAGUCAGCAAUCUUCAGGUGCAACUGCAGUUGAUCAUGGUGAUGCUGAUAUUGAUCCUCAAGAAUGCAUGAGGGUUAAGUUUAAAAAGAGAAAGAUUGAAAGCCAAGCUAAUAAGUCUAAAUCAGAGUUGGAUAAGUAUUUAGCUGAUGACGUUGAAAAUGACAAUGACAAGACAUUUGAUCUCUUGAAAUGGUGGAAGAUGAAUUCAACAAAAUAUCCAGUUCUCUCUUUGAUAGCACGAGAUGUAUUGGCUAUGCCCAUUUCAACUAUUGCAUCUGAGUCGGCUUUUAGUACGGGGGGUCGUGUAUUUGAUCAAUUUCGUAGCUCCCUUACUCGAAAAUGGUGGAAGCUCUUAUCUACACACAAGAUUGGAUUCGGACUACGCGUUCACCAUUAG
Pistacia vera is the source of this 930-nucleotide messenger RNA. Its product is annotated as zinc finger BED domain-containing protein RICESLEEPER 1-like. The coding region runs from base 1 to 930 and encodes 309 amino acids. The record is from RefSeq and is a predicted model, not a curated record. The transcript has a single exon. NCBI's taxonomy places the organism in Eukaryota, Viridiplantae, Streptophyta, Magnoliopsida, Sapindales, Anacardiaceae. Gene Ontology annotation, molecular function: DNA binding; protein dimerization activity.